Molecule: messenger RNA, 7179 nt
Organism: Corythoichthys intestinalis (scribbled pipefish)
Lineage: Eukaryota; Metazoa; Chordata; Actinopteri; Syngnathiformes; Syngnathidae
Gene: fam171a1
Product: family with sequence similarity 171 member A1
Exons: 9
Coding region: 367-2913 (848 amino acids)
Biological process (GO): regulation of cell shape; stress fiber assembly
Cellular component (GO): plasma membrane
Source: RefSeq, a predicted model, not a curated record
UUAACCAGCAGGGGGAGCAAAUGUUCCUUAAAUGUCAGCGAUGCCUCGCGUGGAUGCAGCCGCCUGUUGGUGCUGUUUUUCGGGCAUGUGGCUGACAUUCUGAGGCUAGAGCUACCUCCCUCUCUGACCAUGGCUCGUCGAUGAAAAAAAGAAAGCAAAGAAAACGGAGCUGUGGAUGCGCCACCAGAGUGAAGAAACGUACGGGUUUAAUUAGGGCAUGCUGAAGCUGCUCAACAUGGAAAGCCGCCGCCUUCACGGACUAAUUGGAGUACAAACCAAUGUGUGCGCUUGUUGAGUUUGUUAAAGCCAAAAAGAUUCGGCGAGCUACUUUGCUUCUUUUUUUAGCCGCUGAUACUCUCAUCUGCAAUGAUGCGGGCUGUGGAAGGGAACGGGAGUUGGACCGCCACGCGUAUACUCUUCCUAAUAGGAUUGGUCGUUACACAGGGCUCCAGCAAUACGUCGGAGGAAGAAGUCACUCUGAAAGUCCACCUGAGUGAUGCCAGCACUCAGCAGCCUCUGACUGGCGUAUCUGUACAGCUCUUUGCCAACCACACUUUGGUAACCACGGAAACGUCACUGGUUGACGGCAACACUUACCUGCGCUUCGCAUACCGCCUGGGGACCCCGCUAGUCAUCAUUGCAACCAAAUACGGAUACGUGCCAAACUCUGUGCCGUGGACACCAUCCCGGCUACCUGUGUUUUCCUCCAUUAGCCUUAAUCUUCUGCCUGAGAGAGCCGCUACUCUGACGGUCUUUGAAGAUUUUGUGGAGAUCGUGUCAGAUUUCCAAGGUUUUAAGCACCAGCCUAGUAUUCGUUUCCCACGCCGCGCCUUGACUCUUCCUGUCAACACUUCCUAUGCCAAUGUGAGCGCACUUCUCACAGUGGCGGAUUCCUCCUCGCACAUCCAGCACUUUCCCUCCCUGCAGGUCUCUGUCAGCAAUGGCACAGGAGCUGAGAGGCCUCUGGAGCUGACUCCUGUGGUGGCUGUUUCAGUACAUCUAUUUGCCAGCGACGGACUGGAGCUGCAAGUGAAUGAACCAAUCACAGUCUCUGUCCCCUUGCCCGUAGACAGUGACCUGAAGGAAAAUGAUCACGUCCCCGCUUGGAGAUUUGACCCACGUUUGGGUUCCUGGAUAAAGAGCAGCUUGGGCCAAGUGCAAAGUGUGGAAAACCAACUCGUCCUCACUUAUAUUGCCCCACAGCUAGGAUACUGGGUGGCAGCCAUGUCGCCGCUUAAGUCAGGUCUGCUGAUUGGGAAAGACAUCAGCAUGUACCACACUAUGUUUCUUUUAGCCAUUCUUGGAGGCAUGGCGCUCAUUCUUCUGUGUUUGCUCUGUGUCCUCCUGUACUACUGCAGGCGUCGUUGUUUGAAGCCCCGGAACUCUCACCGCAAGCUUACGCUGUCCUCCGGUCUGGAUACCAGCAAAAGGGAUCAAGCCACCUCUAUGUCCCACCUCAACCUCAUCAACAAUGAGGUGCAGUUGGAGCUUGUCUCCACAGCGACAGAGGCUGACAUGACCACGCCGAUGUUGAAGCAGCCUUCUUACGAGCAUCCAGACGAUUCCCUCGCACAUAGCCCGAUGCAGCACAACAAACAUAGCCGCUCUUCUCUGGGCAACAGCCAGCACGGCUCAUCUCUCGGCAAUUUGACGCCUCGCGGCAGAGACUGCCACCAAUCAGCGGAGACCAUGCAGCUGAAGUCGGCAAUGUCGUGCGGAACCGAACGAGGCUACCGUCAGUCGUACGUCUCUGUCUGCUCAUCGGGCAACCACGUAUCUGACAGGCUAUCGCCAGCCAAGCACGGUCAGUUGUCAGACCAUCAACUGAGCGGUGUCGUCCUCUCCCCCUCCUCACCGCCACAUUCGCCCUCUCGAGGGGAAGGAGGCGAGUGUAGAGCCACUGAUUACCUUCUUUCCCGCUCCGUCGACCACCUGGAGCGGCCGCCUUCGCUAUCCCGGCCGGGCCAGUUGCUGUGUUGCGCCUCUGUGGACUUACUGAGCGGCGGCGAAACCUACCCUAGGGUGCGACCCACUCUGGUCAUCCCCGCUCACUACAUGCGCUUGCCGGGGGAGCACCCCCUUUCAGGUCAGGCGCUCCUACUGCAGACGGACCAGCAGAGUGAAUUGGAGACCAUCCAGGCCGAGCUCAAUGCUUCUCAGCCUUCUGGACAAACGCCCCAAGACUGCGUCCCUGGCCCUGCCGAACAUGAUGACGGAGAGAAGCUGGCAUCCAUUCCUUCAGCACUGGGAGAAACGAGUCUAGUGGAAAUCAACAGCGAAGACACGCUUCUAGCUGAAAAGACUUUAAUGGAGCUCAGAGGAGGCAAGCCCCUGCUUCACCCGCGAGCCUGGUUCGUCUCACUGGACGGCCGCUCCAACGCUCACAUUCGACACUCCUACAUCGACCUACAGCGGGCCGGUUGCCACGGCAAUUCCACGAGCACGGGAGGUCCGUCGAGCGGCGGGCGCAGGCACGGAAGCGGCAACGACGCCAGCUUGGAUUCGGGUGUGGACCUGAACGAGCCCCGAGUGGGUCGCAGGGGACGGGAUGAGGAGCGAGAAAUGGAGAAGGUUUCCAAGAGCACAAUGCCAAACACCGCCUUCACUCAGUUAGUCUACGUGGACGAUCUAGACGGGGCGGAAAACGAGGACACCCUCAAGUACGACUCCAGGGGUUCCAAAGGAGAAGCGGAGAUUGUCCAAAUCCAUGCAGAGCCCCCCUCCCUGACUUCCUUGUCGCCCGCUUCUCCUCCCCCUCUGACACCGCCUGACGGUGUGACUCUCAGGAACAAUCGCACGCUGCUGUCCGCCUCCCCCGAGGAUAAUAUGCCCCAAGAUGAUGGGGAGGAGGAGAAAAAGAGCCCCUGGCAGAGACGGGAAGAGCGCCCCCUGCUAGCCUUUAACAUGAAAUAAAUCCUCAGGUGAUCACAUGAGACUCAUGUGCCUGUUCAACCUUUAUAUAGCACUGAAGUGGACUGACCUACUCACAACAAGCUUGGCAUAUUGGUCUUUGAGAUAUAAUUCAUUCGGAUUUAUCUAAACUUUUCAAAGUCUGACUGGUCAAUAUUUCAGUACUUUUUUCUGCCCCCGGUUUUGUUAUUAAACAGUGAGUUCAACAUGCAUGCAUGGUUGAAUACAAUCCUGACUCGAUCCAGUUUGAUCUUUAAAUACCGGAAUUUAUUCUGAAAGGCCCGGAGCGCUACCUUUUUGUGAGUGGCGUACUAUAGCACUGGGAUCUAUCAAAAGAAGGGACCACUCAGAACUUUUAUAAACUUUUGUGUCCAUUUAUCUAAAAUAAAACACCUCUUUGCAACUAUGUCAACACACCAGGAUGUACACAUUCCCUGAAGGAUUCUGGAGACUUUUUUGUUUUUGUAAUGCAAAACAAAAUAUGCCUUUUUUGGAUUAGUAAUAGUCAAUGGAUGGGUGAUUGUUACAUAUGAAAGAUUACAGGAAGUUCUAUAGGCAUCGGACAUCUAACAGUGAACGCACCACCAAAACUUAUCCUGUGUGUUUCCAGUGCUUUUGGCUGCACAGCUAGUCACUUGAUCCUUUGACCAGAUUAUCGGGUCAAUAGGGUGUUUUUACGUUGGCAUGGAAAUAAAUUUACAACAGAAGCAGACCUAAAAUGGUAGAUGUGCUUUGAUAGAUAUUACUGUACUUAAGCUUUACAGAAGUUGUAAUUCAGGUAAGAUUGUUGUAUGAUGUUGAUUGUUGUAUGAUGUGAGCUGCUAACAUUAUUACCCAGUAUCAUACUUACAUAUUAUGUCUUACUGCUUUAUGCCAUAACUACAAUGAUCUCUACUGGAUGAUAACAUUCACGGUUAGCGUCAUACAACAAUCGCUACUGAAUGACUACUUCCGAAAAGCCUAUGAAAGGUGGCAAGGCAACAUCUAGCCAAGUGUAUCCACCAUUUUAAGUCCGCGUCUCUUAUGAAUCCACUUCCGUUUUAAGUCUCCGACUUCCGUUGUCAUUUUGCAUUCAUGUUUUCGCUUUUUGCAUUCAUGUCGUGGCUAAUGGGAUUUGCGUUUUUGUCUUUUGCAAAGUGUUUGAAAUUUGCAAAUUGCCUGAAACUUCCUCCCGAUCGUAUGUUUUACAUGAACUGCACAAAACCAUUAUCUGCACUGUCGUGUAAUCAGACCACUCAGCUAAGGAUGUAAUACCACUACUACUUAGGCCACCUGUAUACGGUCUAAUACUAUGAAGGGUUUUUGUACAAGUUAAAUCACUGACUGGCAUAAUGUUGUUUUUAAAGGCUAUGCAUCACUUUUAUAUGAUUAUGAACACCUGCUCGAGAUGCCUUUUUUUUUUUUUUAACACAAUUAUUUUGAUUGUCAACUUUAAGUAUUUCAACUUGAGGGUUCCUCCUCUCCAAAUAUGUUAAGGGCUUUUUUCCCCUAUGCGCCUUAUUCUUUAUUUUUUAGCGUAUGUGCUUUUAUUUGAACUGAAACCAAAUUGUUUCCCUUUGCAGUAUUUUCCCUUGUUCCCAAUGUUCCAAGUGCCUUUUUUUAUGAUGCAGAAUUCCAGAACAGUUGGCUUUGUUUACUUCUCACCUUGGUUUGCCCUUGUCUUGCCUUUUCUCCUCUACCUCAGCCGUUAUUGUUCCCGCUGGUUAUCGAAAAUAUGCAGUAAACAGCUCGCAAUACUCUCCAAUCCUGUCAAGAGGGCGCUCAGUUGGUUUGCAUCAUAGCAGGGAAUUGAUAAAGCAAAGUGAGUGGAGGCUAAGUUAAUAGGAUCCUUUGUUUGUUAGAAUGAACAUUUGUUUCAUAAUGUGUUUUUCAGCGUGAUGCAUGUUUUGUUUUUUAAAAAAAAAUUUAAUAAUGUAACGGGUCUAUAUGAGAGUGCUGGGAAAUAAUCAGAUCCACUCUGGAUACACAGUCAUAACAAUCAUAUUAGAUUUUUGUUUUCUUUCCUUUAGCAGGUUGAAAUGAUGCAAGUCUGUGUUCUGAGCAACCAUGCGCAUUUGAGCAGUUUUCAGUACAUAUACAUCUGUCGUUUGUGUUAUAUAUUUGAAAUUAUUAUAAAUAAAACAGACUGAAACAAAAAGUGUGCUUUGUGAUAGAGCCAGUUGUAGAUUUGUUGGUUUUCAUUGAAAGACAGGAUCUAAUGGCCUCAAUUUUAUGAGUUGUGCAUUGUGUUGUACAAAUGAUACUUUUCCCCCCCCAUUUCUGUCAAGGUUUUGGGGUAAUGGGGGACCCUAGCAUAGAGACAGGAGGUAAACUGGCAGUGGUAAGGAGUUUAUUGACUGAUUGAUGGAAUAGCAGAUAGUGUCUGAAGAUUGUGGAGGGAGGUUUGGUGGUCGAGCUGGUGAAUGGCCAGGCGGGUGUGCUGUACUCUACUACAUUAUACUAUAAUAUAUCUAUACUCUAGCAGGCAAGCAGCACAAAAUUAGCUCAAUAAAAGGUUUACAAGAUUCUUAGCUAAAAAUUGGAGUCCCAAACUCAUGAAGUUAAGUUGUUGAUCUGGCAAUGAGGUGAGGCGAAGAACCGGUUUAAGUAAGCUGUUGACGAUGACCUGCACCAGGUCCCAGGCUCACCAAUCUGUCCAAUCGUGCAAUCGAGGCAGUGUCACAAGGAGGAGCGGGGCUCGGGGGGUUGAUGCCCUAAUAACUUAAUAGCACUUUAUUGGAUUCAUUUACGUUAUCCUUGCUGUAGAAAGAUGUGUAAUUUACAGUCAAUCAUUUGGGAUAACGGGGUGCGUGUCUUCAUUCUUGUGAAAAAAAAAUCAACAAAUCAGCCAAAGGAGUCCUGUCUUUAUAAUGUAUUGCAUGAGCGAGAUGGAUUGGAGGUGGGGGGUAGGAAAACGGAAACUCAAUUUACCACGUCAGGGUGCACGCCAUACUAUGCAUACCUGGGUUGUUGUGGUGCUGGAGUCUCCUCCAAAAAUUAAUGGCAGAUGGCUGAGUACUCCACCAGGAUACAGUGCUUGUUUUGUGCUAUGGGAGGAAAUGGGAAUACCCAGACAAAUCAGAUAUUGAAGUUCCUUUUAAAAAAAUAAAUAAAUCAACAAUAGUUUGUUUGUGAGGGGAAAUGUUGAGUGGGAAAAACUAGCUGCUGCUUUCACCACAUAAACUAGUGAAAUCAUUUUAAGGUAAACCUGAAAGUGACCCUUUCUACAGACUAUAAAACCUUCACAUCCUGACACCUGUCAAAUGGUAUUGGCAACUGUUAAAUAUGACAUUAUGUAUCCAUUGUGUCAUAAACAGCCAAUAGCCAUAAAUCAGAACUCUUCAAUGUGUUACUGUGCAUGGUUUACCUGCACACAACGGCGUAGGUUUGCAUAAGGACGGUAGGGACGUAACCAACUUUUCAGGAUGCUCAAAUUGUCCCCACCAACUUUUAAGCAACCUUAUUUUCAUUAUAUAAUGACUUCAGUUAUAUAUGUAAUUUCGAUUGUCUCCCCAUAUGUUGUAACGAUAUAAUUGAUAUUAUGUGAAUUAUUUUCAUUAUAUUCAGACUUAGAUUUACCCCUUUUCACUGCUGAGUGUGCCAGUCCAUUUUUCCCCCUCAAAUGCACGCUUGAUUAGCUGAUGACUUGCAACCCUGUCCCCCCACACAGGCAUGCACACACACUCACAGCCCCAGCUCCAUGCCGCCUCCUCCACCCCCUUCGAAGAGGAGGGAUAUUAGAAGUUUUUUUGUUUUUUUUUCGACCAGCUUCAGACACUUAUUUAAUGUAAAAAUAAGUCAACGUUGUGGAGGUGGUUAACACACCACUAAUUUCGCUAAUGAAAGUCCGACCUGUAUCAGCGUUUGCAUAACAUUAAACUGUGUGAAUUUGCUAACCUGCAAAACUUGAGUAGGCAGCUGCUUGGAAAGAAGUGUCCUCCUCUAUGCAUUUUCUACUGUUAAUGUUAAAUAAACUGUGAGAAAUGUAGUGAACCGAGGUUUAUCCCUUUCUCCCCAAUUUUCAUUUUUAGUAUAUUUAUGUGGCUUUACAGCAGCCCAAAGGAGCUUCCAUUUUUUUGUUGAGUUUGGCUGCACUUGUGGAAAAAAGCAGUAGUGUCUUACCUGAAGGAAGGCUGAAUUUUUAUUUAUUUUUGUUUAUCCCUGACUAAGAGGUUUUUUGUGUUAUUUCUGGUCUUAAGACAAAUGUUUAUUUUUUUGCGUUCCUGGAUAGUUAAGAGAUUAUUAACAAGUUUGUAUUUAUUGUGUAUUUUAUUAUAAUUUGAGAUAUGU